Molecule: messenger RNA, 7427 nt
Organism: Pleuronectes platessa (European plaice)
Lineage: Eukaryota; Metazoa; Chordata; Actinopteri; Pleuronectiformes; Pleuronectidae
Gene: atp11b
Product: ATPase phospholipid transporting 11B (putative)
Exons: 30
Coding region: 295-3804 (1169 amino acids)
Biological process (GO): phospholipid translocation
Cellular component (GO): trans-Golgi network; plasma membrane; endoplasmic reticulum
Molecular function (GO): ATP binding; ATP hydrolysis activity; ATPase-coupled intramembrane lipid carrier activity
Source: RefSeq, a predicted model, not a curated record
GCAGGGUGAAGCUGAUCGUGGCAGCAGAGCCCGUGAUGGUGCGCAGCUCCGUGGACCUGGAGACCCGCAGACUGUCUCUUUAACCGGGGCUCGUUCGCGUGACAGCACCGCGGAAUGGGAAGGGCCGGACCGGUAUCUCCUCCGCUCACUCGCACCGCGUGAAUGUGUCGCGUAAUGCGCCGGAGAGGAGCUUCCUGCCCGGGGAGACGUCUGUGCUUCUGGACGGUUUUGUUGGAGUAGCUGGUUGCUAGCGCGGAGCUAGCGGCGGAGCUCGCUACUUACUUCUUUUAAAGGAUGCUACGGUGGAUCCGGCAGCAGCUGGGCUUUGACCCCCCUCAUCAGAGCGAGACCAGAACGGUUUAUGUGGCAAACCGCUUCCCCCAACAUGGCCACUACAUACCACAGCGCUUUGCCGACAACAGGAUCAUCUCAUCCAAGUACACAAUUUGGAAUUUUAUCCCCAAGAAUCUGUUUGAGCAGUUCAGGAGAAUUGCCAACUUCUAUUUCAUCAUCAUCUUCCUCGUACAGUUAAUGAUAGAUACUCCAACUUCCCCAGUUACCAGUGGGCUGCCUCUUUUCUUUGUGAUCACAGUAACUGCUAUAAAACAGGGCUACGAGGACUGGCUGAGACACAAGGCAGACAAUGAGGUGAAUGGGGCUCCAGUGUUUGUGGUCCGCAGUGGAAGUCUGGUCCAAACGAGAUCUAAAAACAUCAGGGUCGGGGACAUUGUUCGUGUGGCUAAAGAUGAAACGUUUCCCGUGGACCUGGUGUUGCUGUCGUCGGAUCGUGCAGACGGCACCUGUCACAUCACCACAGCCAGCCUGGAUGGAGAGACCAACCUUAAGACCCACUUCUCUGUGGCGGAGACAUCUGUGUGUCAGUCAGUGUCCCGGCUGGAGUCUCUGCAGGCUGUGGUGGAGUGUCAACAGCCAGACGCUGACCUGUACAGGUUUGUUGGUCGGAUUACGGUGACAGAGCACGGGGAGGAGAUUGUCAGACCUCUAGGCCCGGAGAAUUUACUGCUGCGAGGGGCCAGGUUGAAAAAUACCAAAGAGAUUUUUGCUGUGGCAGUUUACACAGGGAUGGAGUCCAAGAUGGCCCUCAACUAUAAGUGCAAGUCCCAGAAGCGCUCUGCAGUGGAGAAGUCCAUGAAUACCUUCCUACUCAUCUACCUGGGCAUCCUGCUGUUCGAAGCGGUACUCAGCACCAUCCUGAAGUACGCCUGGCAGGCUGAGAACAAGUGGGACGAGCCCUUCUACAACCAAAAGACUGAACAGGAGAAAAACAGCAGUCCGAUCUUGAAGUUCAUCUCGGACUUCUUGGCAUUUUUGGUUCUCUACAACUUCAUCAUCCCAAUCUCACUGUACGUUACUGUGGAGAUGCAGAAGUUCCUGGGCUCCUUUUUCAUUGGCUGGGAUUUGGACCUUUACCACGAGGAAACUGACGAGAAAGCUCAGGUCAACACCUCCGACCUCAAUGAGGAGCUGGGGCAGGUGGAAUAUGUUUUUACCGAUAAGACGGGUACGCUAACAGAAAACGAGAUGCAUUUCCGUGAGUGUUCCAUUAAUGGAACAAAGUACCGGGAGGUUAAUGGCAAACUGGUUCCAGAGGGAAUGACUGACGAUUCACCGGAUGGUUCUAGGCCUCACCUGAUCGGUGAGGAAUUGUUAUUUAUCCAGGCGGUGUCAUUGUGUCACACGGUUCAUAUCAGCUACGACCAACCCGACUGCCUGAUUGGAGACCCGUUCUCCCACUCAAACGGUUUCUCUUCUAAUCACAUGGAGUACUACGCCUCUUCCCCAGACGAGAAAGCUUUAGUAGAGGCAGCGAAGAGAAUCGGAGUGGCCUUCAGUGGCAGCAGCGGAGACUCCCUGGAAAUCAAAACAUUUGGCAAGUUAGAGAAGUACAAACUGCUCCAUGUGUUAGAGUUUGAUGCUGAUCGCAGGAGGAUGAGCGUCAUACUCCAGACUCCCUCAGGAGAUCAAGUGCUGUUUACCAAGGGAGCAGAGUCCGCCAUCUUGCCUUUCAGCACCAGUGGUGAGAUAGAGAAGACGAGACUGCACGUUGAUGAGUUUGCUCUGAAAGGUUUGCGGACCCUGGUGGUCGCAUGUCGUCACUUCAGCCCAGAGGAGUACAUGGAUGUGGACAGGCGACUGAAUGGCGCCCGCACUGCUCUGCAGCAGAGGGAGGAGAGACUUCAGGAGGCCUUCAGCUACAUCGAGAAAGACCUGCAGGUCCUGGGAGCAACAGGGGUGGAGGACAAACUCCAAGACAAAGUGCAGGAGACCAUUGAGGCUUUGCGGCUGGCAGGGAUCAAAGUAUGGGUGCUGACAGGGGACAAACACGAAACCGCGGUCAGUGUCAGCCUGUCCUGUGGUCACUUUCACCGAACCAUGAACAUCCUGGAGCUUCUGCAGCAGCGCUCAGACAACGAGUGUGCCGAGCAGCUCCGCAUACUGGCCCGGAGGAUAAAGGAGGACCAUGUCAUACAGCACGGGCUGGUCGUGGAUGGAGCCAGUCUCUCUUUAGCAUUGAGGGGGCACGAGAAGCUCUUCAUGGAAGUGUGUAAAAACUGUUCGGCUGUGUUGUGCUGCCGCAUGGCCCCACUACAGAAAGCAAAGGUGGUACGUCUUUUUAAAACAUCUCCGGAGAAACCCAUCACCUUAGCUAUUGGAGAUGGAGCUAAUGAUGUCAGUAUGAUACAGGAAGCCCACGUGGGCAUAGGUAUCAUGGGUAAGGAGGGUCGUCAGGCCGUGAGAAACAGUGACUAUGCAAUUGCCAGGUUUAGGUUCCUGUCUAAACUACUGCUGGUCCACGGUCACUUCUACUACAUUCGAAUAGCUACCCUUGUACAGUACUUUUUCUACAAGAAUGUGUGUUUUAUUACGCCCCAGUUUUUAUACCAGUUCUUCUGUUUGUUUUCACAACAAACUCUGUACGACAGUGUUUAUCUAACACUCUACAACAUCUGCUUCACCUCGCUGCCCAUACUGGUGUUCAGCCUGUUUGAACAGCUGGUCCAUCCGCACGUCCUGCAGAACAAACCUGGCCUGUACAGGGACAUUAGCAAAAACGCUCUGCUGUCUUUUCGGACCUUCCUGUACUGGACAUUGUUGGGCUUCUGUCACGCCUUCAUCUUCUUCUUUGGAUCGUACAUCCUGAUGGGAGAAGACACCACACUUAUGGGCAACGGACAGAUGUUUGGAAACUGGACUUUUGGAACGCUGGUCUUUACGGUUAUGGUCAUCACUGUCACAUUAAAGCUCGCUAUAGAGACUCAUUUCUGGACGUGGAUGAACCAUUUUGUGACCUGGGGUUCGAUUGCCUUCUACUUCAUCUUCUCUCUCUUCUACGGAGGAAUCAUCUGGCCGUUCCUCCACAGCCAGGACAUGUACUUUGUAUUCGUGCAGCUGCUCUCCAGCGGUUCCGCCUGGUUUGCCAUCAUCAUCAUUGUCAUAACUUGCCUCUUCCCGGAUGUUGUGAAGAGGGUUUUUUACAGACAUCUGCAGCCCACCAGCACGCAGAAGAGUCAGUCUCUAUCAGCCCCCGCGCAGAGCCUCAGCUGUGUGGAGUCCCUGUGCUGCUACCAACAUGGGCAGAGCGGCUGUUCCCGCCUGGCCCGCUUCCUGGAGCACAUGACAGGCCAGUGCCCGGCCGGGGAAAACCAUUGCCCGACGUCCAGCAGCAACAACAGGUGGGCAGGACUGCAACGACUUCUAACAAUGAUUAGGAAACCUGACGAACCGCCACCAGCUCGUGGUUUCAAAAAUUUGGACAACAGUGAAGAGUGCUGUAGCCCUUAAUGUGGCCGCAACUCAACUGUCUUGGGGCGACACGGAGAACUUCUACUCUAACGAUCGCAGCAUCCUGACGCUGUCGCCCAUCGAGGCGUCUCACUGCUGACACCCAGAGGCCGCUAACUGUAGCGCACAGAGCCAGGGGGGGGUGGGGGGGGAGGCACCUCUCUGCUCUGAGUCCUUACCGCUCCCCUGCCGCCAUUUUAACCAACACACUUCAACUCAAAACUCAAUUCAGCAAGUUGCAAAGCGAACUUGACACGAGAGCUGCUGCAUCUGAACAGAUCUGAGUCUCUGCUGCUGACAGAGGAUCUGAGUCCUGGAGAGAAAUCUGAAGUCUCAUUUAUAAGAGAAACAGUUUAGAAAGAGAUGUGUUGAGUCUUAUAUUGAACCAAUCAGCUCUUGGUGAAGAUAUUUUUCAUUUUCAACGCAGUUUCCCAAACGUGUUUUACUUGAAACUGUCAUAAAAAUGAUCCAGUGAGUUACGGGAUGGAGAUUCCUGCCAGUCGGACCUGGACUGAACCAUUGAGCCCAGCUGCACUGAGGUGGUUUGACCGACACCAGCCAGGAUCCCCCACGUAGCACCGGGAGCUGGCAGCUGAAGUAUAAAAACCUUUUUGAGCUUUUGGCGAAACCGCUGCACCUUCUCUUCCUGAUCAGACUGAAAGGGAAAGACCCCCCCCCCCCCCCCCCCCCCGCAGCCCUGUAGCAUCCAGAGCUUUCUGCUGAUGCAGCGGCUCUGCUCACUUCCAGAGCGACGGUGUUCUCUCGAUACUCUGGGCGGAGCUUCACCUCCACCGUGCAACCAAAGACCGAAGGACUCUGGAGUAUAUCAGAGUAAAAAGUGUGUAUUUUUUGUGCCUGAUUGUACAGAAGCUUCCUGUUGUUCUUGUUGUUGUUGUUACGAAGACGAUUAUUAUUGUUCGCGCUGCUUCUCUCGUCUCGACUGUCCAGGCCUCCCUCUCCCCGCUGGUGGAGCCUGUUUUAAAAAGCCAUACGUUUUCAAGAAGGUUGUUUUCCUGGUCGAUAAUUGAAGGAGCUGCAGACGGGAGCGGUUUGAUUCUGUGGUUUCUGUUGUUGUUGUUCCCCUCAAUGCCUUUUCUCAUUCAGCCUGGUUGGAGAAAGCAUCUCAGCAUUUAGUCUCAUGACGUCAGGGACAUUUUAAAAGCUAAAAUUGACCCAAUCAGGUUUGAGAACAUCUGUGGAAUCAACCUGCCCCCCCCUCGAGCCCCCGAUGGGAUAAUGGUUCCAUUUGGAUCCCAGCCAGACGAAAAUGGCUUUAAUGGCGAGAUGCUUUUUCCAAACCCCGGCUGCUGCACGUGGACCCAGACAGAAGAAUGUGUCCGUCUUCUCAGAGACAGAUUUAUCAGAUGAAUGACUCGGAGAGGAACAGAGGAAGCCGAGUGUUUUUUGCACAAGUCACAAAUCAACUUCUUUUCUGCUUGAAUCAUUGCCUCACUCGUCACCAUUCAAAUCAUCCCAGUCAUGUUUCCGCUCUUACGUUCUCGUCAUGUCCUCCCCCCAUGCUCCUUGAUGAAGUGUGUGUUGGUGUGUAUGUGUUGUUGUGUUCCUCUGUAUGGAAGGAGUUGUGGUACUCAGCUUUCUGAAAAGUGAAAUUAGGAAAAAAUCGUUAAGGUUUAACUUUGAGGAGAAUCCAGAAGGCGACGGAAGAGAGAUUCGAUAUCGAAACCUCACAAGACAACCGUUUUAAACUUGACGACAAAGAAACACACAACUCUCCUCAGCUCACACGGGGAACACACAUAGUCGCAGCAGGUUUCUGAUUCGCUGCCGUCGAUGCUUGAAGAAGUUUCUUUGUCUGAUUCUGAGUCUGACUCGUUCACGUCCUUUGUUUCUUUUCAGUCCGGUACAAACAGAUGCACGUGACAAUGAAAGUGUCUAUUUAUUAUUGCAGUACUUUAUUUUCCUGUGUUUGUGUUGAACUUUUCUUACAUAUCAAUAAAUCUGUAGCUUCUGUAAAACGCAGCGACUCCACCCCCCCCCCCCCCCCCCCCCGUCUACGCUCUGAACCAGGAAGUUAGAAGUUACAGUUCGUGACUCCACCGAUUCUGAUCAUCACUGUUCCUGUUUCAAUGUCAACACAGGAAAUAUCUUCUUUAUUUUCUUUUGAACCAUUUGACCUCAUAUUUGAUAUUUAACGUGUUAAACACUCCUAUAGCUUCUUAUUUUUAUAAAAGGAUCCUUGUUAUCGAUCCCCCCCCCCCCCCUCCCCCCGGGAGUAAAAACUUGAAAAGCAUCAUCUGUGACCUCCGUUAGUUUGAGUGUUUUGUCUCGAGGCUGCAGAAUCUGAUCUCUGCACAAACACCUGCAGUGUCUGAGCAGCGCUGACGCCCCCUUGUGGUCAACUGCGGGAGCACAAAGUGUUCCAAACUAAAGUAAGAUGACGUCAUCACAUCAGUGAAAGAUUUGAUAACGAUAAACGUGACAAACUGAAGUUACAAGUUCAUAAAUUUAUCAACAUGACAAACUACAUGAGUCUUAAUACAUGAUGACAAAAUCAAAAUAUCAUUGAACAAUUUGAAUGUUUACUUUUCAGCUUCAGUGAAAGUUAAAGAUGCAUAUUUGACAGAAACUUAAAGAGGAAUUAUCACAAAAAAAUCUUGAAAUAGAAACGUGAGACAAAAACAAAACCUCGUUGGAGAAAGUACAUUUUAAAAUCUAUAGAAUAACUUCUGGGUUUAAAAAUAAUUUCGAACACUUUGGGUUUGAAGGUUGUUGUUUUUUUUUGUCCAGACUUUAUGUCCUGUCACAUUUCUUCACAUAUCAAAUGUUAUAGAGACAGAAUUUAACGUCUGUGAUUUGUUUUGCUGCAGUUUUUGCAGGAAACUGAUGUUAGAUCUGUUGUUGAACUCGGACGUGAACCAAACUCUCAGUUUAGCAGUUUGGUUCGAUGCCUCCAGGUUAUUUCUCGAAGCAGGAGAUGACUCAGCCUCAUAAUGUGAAAAAAGAAAGAAUAUUUAAUAUUUUAUCACCAGAUGAGGAUCAUGUCGUCAAUCAAAACCUCCAUCAGAGUUUAAUUGGAUCUUAUUUAAGACACAGAGCCGUAAAAUCCUGGCCCCAGUCGAGGUUUUGAGUUUUCCUGCUUCUUGGAAAUUAGUAAAAAGACUAAAAUCAGCCGUCGGUCGUCUUUGUUCUCGGCUUUAGAAACAUAAUGAAAAUCCAGACUUCUCCUCUGGGUUUAACUGCAGAUGUAACAUCAUGGUCCACGUUGGGUUCACAGGGUUUGUUAUUAUAAAAUGUUCUUGGUUCAAGUGAAAUCUUCCUGAAGCUGUUCAGCCUCUGACGUCGGAGCCUCGGCUUCUCCUCACAGACCGGAAUCAAAUCAUGCUUUUCUCGAUGGAAACAGGAAAGUGAAUGAAAGUGUUCAGAGAUCUGGUUUCUGAACGUCCUGUGACUCAGCAUCAGGCAGCCAGACUGGAGGAUCAUCUCCCCCCCCCCCCCCCCCCCCCCCUCAUCAGCAAAUCAGGCUUCAGCUGAUGAUUCAUUCUUCAUCAUACUUCUGUUAACUGAUGUCCUCCUCCUCUUCCUCUGUCCAUAAAUCUGUCUUAUAGUGUAUGUUUAUGAAGAUGCGACUCUAUUUACGAAAUAAACACAUUUUUAAGAAACGA